This is a messenger RNA of Fulvia fulva, 1050 nucleotides long. RefSeq lists its product as uncharacterized. The coding region runs from base 1 to 1050 and encodes 349 amino acids. The transcript is spliced from 2 exons. Lineage: Eukaryota; Fungi; Ascomycota; Dothideomycetes; Mycosphaerellales; Mycosphaerellaceae. The record is from RefSeq and is a predicted model, not a curated record.
AUGUCCGACACAUCAUCAAAAAAUGCCAACCUCGCCCGCGUACGCGACAACCAACGCCGCUCUCGCGCCCGGCGGAAGGAAUACCUCAGCGAGCUGGAGACGAAGUACCAAAACUGCGAGCGUGUCGGCGUCGAGGCCAAUGCGGAAAUUCAAGCCGCGGCAAAGUUGGUUCUGGCUGAUAAUAAGAGAUUGCGGGCUAUGUUGAAGGCGCUGGGGGUGAGUGAUGCGGAUGUUGAUCGGAAUAGUCAGAAUCCUGGUGCGGCGAGGACGUUGGAGGGCAUGUUGAGUUCGAGGAGGGCUUGUGGUGGUGGGGCGGCAUCGACUGUGUCGAGCACGAGUACUGAGGGGGCGAGGUUAUCACCGAAUGUCGCUAUCCAAGCUAGGUCGACGGCAUCCAGCGAUGUCACGCCACAGCGCAGCUUAGACUCACCGGAUUUCGAGGCCUCAAGCCGAUGGGCAGACGGCAGCAGCAGAGUCCACGCCCACGCCACUGGUCUCAACCAGAUCGUACGCCAGCAACAACAACACCACCAACAACCGCUUCUCCAACCAAGGCCAUCACUAAAACCUACACCACCGCAGCAGCAGCAAGAAGAACAACUAGACCCCCCCGCCUUCGAAGAACUCAACCGCUGGUCCGACGGCAGCAGAAUCCACGCCAUGGGCAUGGCCCAACUCCUCGGAGAACAGCAGCAGCCUCUGAACACGCACAUGAACACGAACUUCACUAUGAACAUCCAGCCCCAGACCAGGCCAAUCUACGCACUCCCCGAAGACCCCACCUACAUACAGAUUGGCACGGGCUCAUGCGGCGGCGUCCGCAACCACUCCUCCUGCAUCCCGGCACCCAGCAAUUCCAAAUCCUGCCACGAAGUCGCCGACACAAUCCGCAUGAUGCGGCCGGACGUGGGGGAUGUACUCGAAGCUGAGCUGGGGUGUAGGGGUGAUGGGGGGGAUUGUGAUGUGAGUAAUUUGCAGGCGUUUGAUGUUUUGGAUCGGUGGAGUGAUGGGGGGAGAGUUUUUGCUAUGGGGCUGCCGGGGGGAAGCUGA